UCUGGGUCAGCAAGCCUCCAUUCAUCCAGCUUUUAUCUCCCUCGGCAUAGACAUUGACGAGGGCCGAGUCUGGGGCUCUAACCGACGUUGUCUCGAAUUUCUGCGAGCUACGGUGGCCCUCAUCAAUUCUUACGCGUGGAACGAGCACGCCGGUGAUGUACCUGCCACAGGCAGUCUCUCACGGAAUUUUGUGACCGUUUUAGUGCGGCAUGUCACCUUUUUAGAUCAAUGUCGCCCCCUGCCCGUCACCGUACGUAACGCUGUCCAAUUCCUCAAACAGGUGCUUAAUCGCCUGGACUCCAUCACAUCGGCUGACGAAGUGAGUUUUGGGAGUGUUUCUGGGGUUGUCUUUGGUGGACCCCUCCUCCUCCUCCUCCUUUCUGCCUUCGAUUGGAGACCUAUCGCUCCAUGGGUUUUAACUUCCCUGGAUCCGUGCGUUGUAAAAUCUCAUGUUCGAGCCGGUCUGUUGGAGGAAAUUGACCUCUUUGUCCGAGACCGUAUCCGGUUGGCCGGUAAGGCCAUCGCCGCACUUGCUUUGGACUCCAUUCGUCCGGGUGAAUGUGUUUGCACCUAUGGCUACUCGAGUCUGGUGGCCAAGGUUCUCAUUCGCGCAUGGCAGGGAGAAGACAGCACGGAUGAGGUGAAUACAACGCGACGCAACCAUUCCGACUCCACUGCCCGCAAUGGUCGCCUCUUCUCAGUUCUGGUUGUAGACAGUCGUCCGAGUUUCCAUGGACGUGAAAUGUUCUUUAAACUGCGAAAAGCCGGCAUACCCUGUGAACUGACGCACAUUGCAGCCCUGCCGAUGGUAGCCAAAAAGGUGUCGUUAACGAUCCUCGGUGCUCACAGUCUACUCAACAACGGGCAUGUGAUUGCCAGAGUUGGCACUGCUCAGGUAGCAAAUAUCGUCUCUGCCGUAGCGCACACGCCAGUCCUGGUCUGCGCCGAAACCUACAAGUUCUGG
This is a messenger RNA of Dibothriocephalus latus, 964 nucleotides long. Lineage: Eukaryota; Metazoa; Platyhelminthes; Cestoda; Diphyllobothriidea; Diphyllobothriidae. The record is from the annotation of a GenBank genome assembly.